AUGCAACGAUAAGACUACCUUUGUUCCUCAAAACACUAAAAAGCUGAGUAAUAAAUGAUCAACUUUUGUGGUAUAACAUCAUAUUUGAUUUCCUACUAAAGAGACUCCAAUCAAAUUUUAUUAACUUCAAAUAAUGAAGAAGAAAUAGUAAAAUUUGAAGAUCAAUAAUAAUUUAUAAUGUAAAUUAGAAAUAUGAGAGUAUUAAUAAAGGAUCAAGAAACAUAAACGAAUUAUCUCUCUCAAGAAGGAAUAAAUUAAGAUGCCAAAAUGACUCUGGAAAAAUUGUUAUAUUAUUUUUUGACUUGUCCUGAAAAACUCAAAGAAUACAUGAAAUAACCCUCCAUCGAAUCUGUCAUUAAGUUACAAGGUGUUCUUAAUUCAGAAAACUACAACAUCCAGAUUCUCAAGUAUUUUGAUGAACUCCCUAGCGCAAUUAUACUAAUAUCUUAAAACAAGAAAGACGUAUUUAUAGAGGAACUAAAAUUAAGAUACAAAUUGUUCUAAUAAGCACUAGAAACUAUUGAUCAAAUCUUUUCCACUUAAAUUAAGAUGAGUCUUGUCUAUCUCUUAGCUUUGCAUAAAUAUCAAAAAACAAAAUCCUACAAUAAGGAUAUCUCAUAUUACAAAAAGGUUUAAAGCAAGAUCGCUAAAGCCUAUAAUGAUUUCUAAAACAUUAAAGACUUUUUUAAUCUAAAUACUUCUUUCCAAAGAACUAUUAUUCAAAACUUUAAUCUGAUUACAUUUUUAGAUGAUAUUUUAACUGAAAUUUAAUUUUAUUUCUAUUAAAGCAAACAAUUCACCUUUUCAAUUAAAAGCAGAUUGCGAAAAGAGACAGUCUGUCAAGACUAAAAAUAACUAAAACAGCUGAUCAUAAACCUUCUUUAUUUUAUUACCGAACGCUGCCAAGAUAUUACUAUUUAUUUAGAAGAAAGUGAUGGUCCUUAAUAAAAAUUAGCUUUUAUUCGGAUUAGAUUGGAAUAUCAAGGCUUGCGAUUUUGCAAGGAUGCGUUGAAAGGAUUGCCCUUUAUAAAUCCAGUAACAAUCUCAGAAUUAAGACAUAAUGCAGAAAAAACUUAUUAAUUAAAUUUACCCAUGGCUGUGGUUAUUGUUAGAAAACUUGGGCCCACAAAUAAGAUUUAUAUUAAAUAAAAUAAAAAUGGUAAUAGUUAUCUAGAAUUCCUAAUUUUUAGAGAAUUAUAUGAAGAUUUUCAUUUAAUGCCACUCUAAUCCCAACAUCCCAUUAAUUAUUUUGUCAUGAAUGCAAAGUCUUCCAUUCAUGGCAAACAUGCUGCUUAUUUGGAUCUAAUGGCACUCAGUCCAAGAAUAUAGUUAGAUAAAUUUGGACAAUUAUGA
This is a messenger RNA of Paramecium tetraurelia, 1353 nucleotides long. RefSeq lists its product as uncharacterized. The record is from RefSeq and is a predicted model, not a curated record. The transcript has a single exon. NCBI's taxonomy places the organism in Eukaryota, Ciliophora, Oligohymenophorea, Peniculida, Parameciidae.